AUGGAAGCAUCAAGUAUACAAUAUUCUGGCGACAGUGAAGGAAAAAUGAUGUUGAAUACGAGAGAAUUAAUCAAUUAACUGCAGUUCGUACAUUUAUUAAGGACGAAACAAGCAUAACUCGUGAUGCAUAAAUCAGUUGCCGUGGAUUUCACGAGCUACGUAAAGGUAACGCGAUAAUUGUCGUAAUUGCGGCAACGACAAUAAGCCUAAGCUGUUGAAUAUUUUCAGUUGCUAUUAGAACUGAUGGCAAGAAAUUCUGCAGAAGGUACGUGAUUCACGAACCUGUUCCAAAUCGUCAUUAUCUUCUCUCAGUAAUAAAUUUGUUUGCCCGACGAUAGAAUCGGCAAACUAUGAAACCGAGGACGGCCGUAUUAUCAGCACCGAUGAAUCAGAUAUCGAAGAUAACGGCGAGAACUAUCCCGAGACGGACGAAGACGAGCAGAAUUUUGGAAACGAGCGCGAUUGCGACACGAUCUUUCGCUUAAACAAAUUCUACGACGAUCACGUGGGCAACACGCGAGGGCACUUAAAGCCAAAUGCGUGCAAUGAUGUCUGGAGUGAUUUCGAGUUCGAGGAGAAGAUGUACAGAGUGAUACCUCUGAAAUUGGAUGGGGAAAUAUUCGAAUCGAAACAAGGAUAUUCAAGCCUGACCAAUGAAAAUCAUAAUAAAUAA
Messenger RNA from Heterotrigona itama, 673 nucleotides. NCBI's taxonomy places the organism in Eukaryota, Metazoa, Arthropoda, Insecta, Hymenoptera, Apidae. The record is from the annotation of a GenBank genome assembly.